Molecule: messenger RNA, 1938 nt
Organism: Penicillium angulare
Lineage: Eukaryota; Fungi; Ascomycota; Eurotiomycetes; Eurotiales; Aspergillaceae
Product: Zn(II)2Cys6 transcription factor domain-containing protein
Exons: 2
Coding region: 1-1938 (645 amino acids)
Biological process (GO): regulation of DNA-templated transcription
Molecular function (GO): DNA-binding transcription factor activity, RNA polymerase II-specific; zinc ion binding
Source: RefSeq, a predicted model, not a curated record
AUGACGGAGAAAAGAAGAAGAAAGACAGGCUGUCUAACAUGCCGCAGUCGACAUGUCAAAUGCGACGAGAGGAAACCAGAGUGCGAACGUUGUGAGAAAGCCAAUGUUGAGUGCGCAGGUUAUGCAGAGAAACGACAAUUGAAAGUCCGAUAUCCGGGGCAAAGUACGGCAAGCACAGAGAAUGAGAAUCGCGGAGGGGAAGCACGAGAGAGAGCCCCUUCUCAACCUCUUCAAGUUCCUCAAUGUGUCCCACUAAAGACUUUCGAAGAGAACCUACACUUGGUGCCUUUUCCUAUCAAUUCAAAUCAGGUUCAUCGGCCUCACUCGCGUGCCCGCGAUCUCUUGGGUUAUAACCAGUACGUUUCCCGAACUUUGUCCAUAUUGUUCUCACCAAAAGCCUUGCACUUCUGGAAAGACUUUCUGUGCCAAGCUGCCUGGGAACAAGAAUGGGCAUUUGAUACUAUUGUUGCCCUUGGCUCCAUGCAUCGUGCAGCUCUCCUACUUUCUCAAGAAGGCGGAAAUUGUCGCGAGUACGGUCUAGACACAAAGAUCGCUGCAAUCCAAACGUACAUCAGAGCCCUCGAGGGACUAUCGUUGGAUUUGCGUGGCAGGAAUAGUCCCACGCCACUGGCGGUAGGGGUACUUGUUCUCAUGGCCUAUAUUGAAUGCUUCUUAGGAAAUAUUCCUGCUGCGAUUCGCCACAUUCAAGUCAUCCAGUAUUACUCAUUUACUAUGAAAGCCGAUGAAAGUUACCCUGUGGAUGAUUUUGUCUCACCCAUCGAGUCAUCUAUCCGUGACUUAGAGCUCAUCUGUCGUAUUGUGAGACCCUUCCCAAGCCCAUUAGAGCCUAUUUCAUUAUCGAAUGCAGAAAAGUCAACUGUGAACCUCCCCUUUUCUUUCUUUGGGUCAGUGGCUGGUUCAUCCUCAGGGAUACUUCAGCAACUACUUGAGUUCACAUGUGCAGACCUCGACCUGAAGCAUCUUGUGUGGUGCGUUUAUGCAGCCCAUUACAAGACCGUCUCCAAAGAGAAAGUUCUGGCCUUCCUGAAGGCCCUUGAUAAUUGGAGAACAAAUAACUUACCAGCUUUGGACAACUUAGAACCAGAGCAUUUGCUACCAAGCCACCAAAAUUCCUCAUAUCAAAAUCUGGGGAAAUUGGAAUUCCCGCCACCAUGCUAUAGCAAUCUCCCCGAAGAUUCCUGUUUGCCUCUGGCGUUAUAUACCUUCUACAGGGCACGUCUUCUCUGGGCGUUGUGCCUUCUAGGAGACCCAAAAGGCGAACUUGAAUUGGAGACUUAUUUUCAUAUAUACCAGUUCCUUCGUUACACGAGAACCGCUUUGAUCAGCCCAAACCACUCUAAAUUCAAUAGAAACCCGUUGUGUGAGAAUCUGAGAAUUGGAUUUUCGCCCUUGCUUUAUCUUGCGGGGCGUUGCUGUCCUACGGCAUCGUGGCUUCGCUGGAUCAUUCAGGAACUCGAAGGUAUCAAACAUGAGGGUGUCUUCCAAAGCAAGGCAUUCGCGACAACUCUUGACAUUCUCCUUUCACUGGAAAAUAAGAACAUUUGUACUUGGAAUCCAUCUUUUUUUGGGCAUAAAUUUGUGCCCCCCGGCUCUCGGAUAGUCGCUUUAUUUGUUCCUGGUCUUGAUGGCCGAAGCUACGAAGCAUACUUUGCUCGGCCCGCCGAGACCGCAGACGAUACGAAAGGGGAUUUCAUAGUUUCCAAGGUCGCUCGCUGGUCAGAUGCGACAGCAGAAACAAGCCCUGUCAGCCAAGACUAUAAAGCCCUUCAACAGCUAUUUUCCAGAGAGUGGCUCAUGCAGCAACCCUUGGUACGGAAAUGGGUAGCAUGGAGUUACGAUUCUGAAUUUGACUUCAAUAAAGUGAUUCAGGAUCAUAUUACUGGUAAUCGCCUUUUACUCGACACUGAGUCGAUAUAA